Molecule: messenger RNA, 2765 nt
Organism: Lingula anatina
Lineage: Eukaryota; Metazoa; Brachiopoda; Lingulata; Lingulida; Lingulidae
Product: solute carrier organic anion transporter family member 4A1
Biological process (GO): transmembrane transport; sodium-independent organic anion transport
Cellular component (GO): basolateral plasma membrane
Molecular function (GO): protein binding
Source: RefSeq, a predicted model, not a curated record
CAGCCACCAAGCGUUCUAUGCGCUGUUUGUAUAACAACAAUGCUACCCCGGCCACCAGGUGAAGUAUUCUAUUUACUUAUUGAAAACCGGGGUACUGUAGUAGCGGUCGUCGCCCGCUCUAUGCAGAUAGGUAGGAGCGCUGUAAGGGAAUCUCAGCACGUGAAGGGUUACAUAUGCACGCCGUAUACAUAAACAUUUGUACGUAUAUGACGGGGACUCCAUGCACGACCAGAAGUAUGUGUGACUUCAAAUGACCACGCACUAACUUAAUAAUGCGUCAUCUAGCCCAGACAACAAGAUGACGUCAAAACGUGCAUUACCAGAUGAUAAUACUGCGAGCAACGAUGUGUUGCUAGGCAACGAAUCUGACGUCACAUGUGGUUGGUUUAAUUGGCGACCAAAAUGUCUUCAGGUAUUUAGCUCGGCCAAGUGGCUGGUGGCCUUCCUAUGCAUCGCCAACUGCGCCCAGUCCAUGGUGGCCGGGGGUCUCCUCUCAACUGUCAUAGGGACGCUGGAGAAGCGGUUCCAACUCACGAGCACCCAGACCGGUAUCAUCUCGUCCAGCUACGACAUGGGGACAGUCCCCGCCCUCUGCGUCAUUGCCAUCAUAGGGAGACGAACCAACAGGCCGCGGUUCAUAGCGGCUGGCCUAACCCUGGUCGCCAUAGCAACCUUUAUGUUCAGUCUUGGUCAUUUUACAACAGGACGAUAUGUGUCGACUGCGGCGUCAUCUGUUGACGAGAAUAUUUGCGUUUUGAACUCCACGUCUACUGCAGGGUGUGGCCGGGAAGAGUUGGCUGAUUUCUCAGGAAAAGGAUUGUCGAAUUAUUUUUAUUUGUUCGUUUUGUCGUAUUUCCUUGUUGGAAUAGGGUCCUCCCCAAUAUAUACCGUGGGUGUGACAUUCAUGGACGACUGUCUCACCAAGGAGAACGCUUCUUUUUGUAUAGCCGUAUUCUACGCCACUGGUGUUCUAGGCCCGGUGCUGGCCUACAUCCUUCAGGCGGUCAUCGUGGAGGAGGUCUACGUGGAUGCGGACGUUCUGAGCGCAGCAAGUUUAUCUGUAGAGAAGGGGAGCAACGCCUGGCUCGGCGCUUGGUGGAUUGGGUAUAUUAUAGCAGCGUCUCUUGUGGCGAUGAUGAUUCUCCCUAUAGGUGGACUUCCGCAAGACAUGCCAGGCGCGAAAAAAAUCCGGGAAAGUAAAAUAUCAGAAGUUCACACCUCUGCAGACGACAACUCCAAUGACGUCAUGACCACCACGCCUACAGGCCUUGAAACCAAGGUAACCGCCAAGCAGUGCUGUCAAUCAAUACAGGUGCUCUUCACCAAUCCCGUGUACAUGUUCAUCACAGCGAGCGCCAUCUGUGAGCAGUUUAUUGUGAGCGGAUUCACGUAUUUUGGGCCAAAAUAUAUUUCUGAGCAAUUCUUGACAUCUGAAGGACUAGCCGGAUCACUGUGGGGUGCAGUCGCCAUUCCCGGCGCGGUGGGAGGGACAGUGGCAGGUGGAAUCGUCAUCAAGCGGUACCGUAUGACCUGCAAGACCAUUCUGAAAACAAAUUUCUUUCUCGUCUUCAUUUCUCUCCUGUUCGUCCCAGUGUUUUUUCUACAGUGCCCAAAUCUGGAGUUUGCUGGGAUUACUACGGGAUAUCACAAUGGCAGUGACGUUGGCUUCACCAGUGUAUGUAACACAGACUGCGGCUGCUCUGAUCUCCAGUACAACCCUAUCUGUGGAUCAGACCUGGUCACCUACUACUCCCCCUGCCACGCAGGCUGUCUCAACUGGACCACGAUAGGGGGCGCCAAGACGUAUACGAACUGCAGAUGUGUAGCAGCGAGACCAUCAGUGAAUGCGACUGCCGUAGACAAUGCCUGUACUGGCCUGUGUCCAGUGGCGCCACUGGUCGGCUAUCUGGCCAUACUCCUCAUACUUAUGUUAUUGGUGUUUGCCGCCAGUGUUUGCGGAAUUAUGGGAACGUUAAGAUCAAUCCCGAGCUCAGAGAGGGCAGUCGGGAUAUCCGUCCAGUGGAUUCUUCUAAGGAGUUUUGGUUUUAUCCCCGGUGGCAUUGCAUUCGGGCAUUUCUUCGAUAAAACAUGUCUUCUGUGGCAGACGACAUGCGAUGAAUCAACAACCAGUGCUUGCCUCUUUUACGACAACUGGUCGCUAGGUGUGCACAUGUUGAUAGUCUGCGGUGUGUUAAAGACAACGUCUCUGUUAUUCGUCACGCUGGCAUGGAAGCUUUAUAAACCACCACUGCCGCCAGAUUUCAAUUACGACAAUGGUCAGGCGGUCAAUGAAGAGACAGACAACACUCGCUUGUGAUACAUGUCGUGCUCUCCAAAAACAUGUGAUCACCAUGAAUUUCCUUUUUUAGGACAUUCUGUUUUUUAUUUAUGUAUACUGACAGAGAAAGGCAUCUUCUUCACGCCAUAUGUGACAUUUUAUAAGCAGUAUUUUACUUAACAUACAGUACAUAUCGGCGGAGCAGGCCUGAAGAUUGCAUUUCAUUAUUUUUAGCAUUUCGUAUUUUUAUGCAUUCCACAUACAUUGUAACAUAUGCUAAAAGCAAAAUACCUAUAUGUUUAUGUCAAUACUUUUACAAAUGAAAAUACAAUGAAUAACAUUUUUUUAAAAACGUUUUGAGUUAUGACUAAUACAAACUUAUACAGAGUCAUAAUUUGAUGGACGGAUGAUUAUAUCAAAGUGGCAAAGUGUAGGAUCUUUAACAGGUGCGAAGUACAAAAGCUUAUUCUUGUUUAAUCUAUUUGAG